UAAAAGAAAGUGAAGGAAAAGAAUGAACGGAAAAGAGAAGUAAAGGGGAGGCUUAGCUUCUUCCUUCUACUUGACGACUCUUUCUGUGAAGAUGUUUGGUUCUUUAAGCCCAUGCACACUUGAAGUUUCUCAGAUUCCCUUCACUUUUCCUUCUUUUGUAGAAAAUCCAUCGAUACCCAAGUGCUUAAAUCCCUUUGUCUUUGCUUCAAAUCCUUCCAAAUUCAAUUCCCCAGAGUAAAUUUUAAACAAAAUAUGGUCCCCUUCAUUGCUUUAACUCUCCUGUCUCUUCUAAGCUCUUCUUGUUCUUCUUCUUUAGUCAAUGAUUUUAACGUUUUAAUCGUGCUUAAACAAGGAUUUGCAUUCCCUGAACCAGUCUUGAGCACGUGGAAUUCGUUGAAUUCAAGCUCAGUUUGCUCUUGGGCUGGAGUUGGUUGCUCUCGUGGGCGAGUUGUGUCAUUGGACUUAACAGAUUUGAAUUUGUCAGGUUCUGUUUCACCUCAGAUUUCAAGGCUUGAUAAGCUCUCAAACUUAUCUCUUGCAGGGAACAACUUCACUGGUAUUAUUGAGAUUUUCAGGUUGAGUAAUCUUCGGUUUCUUAACAUCUCAAACAAUCAGUUCAAUGGUGGUUUGGAUUGGAACUAUUCAGAAAUGGAAAACUUAGAAGUGUUUGAUGCUUACAACAAUAACUUCACUGCCUUUCUUCCUCUUGGGAUUUUGAGCUUGAAGAAACUCAAGUACUUGGAUCUUGGUGGAAACUAUUUUUAUGGCAAAAUCCCUGCAAGCUACGGGGAACUGGUGGGAUUGGAGUAUCUUUCACUUGCAGGAAAUGAUCUUCAUGGAAAAAUCCCUGGCGAGUUAGGAAACUUAACUAACUUGAGGGAGAUUUACUUGGGGUAUUACAAUGUUUUUGAAGGUGGGAUUCCUGCAGAGUUUGGAAAUUUUGUGAAUCUAGUUCACAUGAAUUUACCAGAAUGUGAGCUAGAUGGUUCAAUUCCAAGGGAGCUUGGAAACCUGAAGCUGCUCGAUACUCUAUAUUUGCACGCCAAUCAUUUUUCAGGUUCUAUUCCAAAGGAGUUAGGCAACCUGACAAACUUAGUGAAUCUUGAUCUUUCCAACAAUGCACUCUCUGGUGAAAUCCCAUUUGAGUUCAUCAACCUCAAGCAAUUGAAGCUCUUCAAUCUCUUCUUGAAUAGACUACACGGUUCCAUUCCUGAGUUCAUCACGGAAUUGCCUAAUUUGGAGACAUUGGGGCUAUGGAUGAACAAUUUCACUGGUGAGAUUCCUCAGAAACUUGGCCAAAAUGAGAAGCUUCAGGUUCUUGAUUUGUCCUCAAAUAAGCUCACAGGUACAAUUCCAAAAGACUUGUGUUCCUCUAAUCAGUUGAGGAUUCUAAUUCUCUUGAAGAAUUUUCUGUUUGGUCCAAUUCCUGAAGGUUUGGGGAAAUGUUAUAGUCUCACUAGAGUGAGGUUGGGGCAGAACUACUUGAAUGGCAGCAUACCAAAUGGCUUCAUUUACUUGCCUCAGUUGAAUUUAUUAGAGUUGCAGAACAAUGUCUUGUCAGGAAAAUUAUCAGAGAAUGGUGAUAGUUCAUCUAAACCUGUUAAAUUAGGCCAAAUCAAUUUGUCAAACAAUCUCCUCUCAGGUUCUUUGCCAUUUUCGCUUUCCAAUUUCUCUUCCCUUCAAAUCCUUCUGCUCAGUGGAAAUCAAUUCUCAGGUCCAAUUCCACCUUCCAUAGGAGAACUCAAUCAAGUUCUAAUGCUUGAUCUUAGUGGAAAUUCACUUUCAGGUUCAAUUCCACCUGAAAUAGGAAACUGUUUCCAUCUCACUUCCCUUGACAUGAGCCAGAACAAUCUCUCUGGUUCAGUUCCACCAGAGAUAUCCAACAUUCAUAUCUUGAAUUACUUGAACUUGUCUAGAAAUCAUUUGAACCAAACAAUACCAAAAUCCAUUGGUUCCAUGAAAAGCCUAACUGUUGCUGAUUUCUCUUUCAAUGAUUUCUCCGGGAAGGUGCCGCAAUCCGGUCAGUUUUCCCUCUUUAAUGCCUCAUCUUUUGCAGGAAAUCCUCAACUCUGUGGUCCUCUCCUUAACAAUCCUUGCAAUUCCACCGCCAUCACAAACACACCAGGAAAAGCCCCCAGUGAUUUCAAGCUCAUUUUCGCUUUAGGCCUGCUUAUAUGCUCUCUGAUAUUUGCAACUGCUGCAAUAAUCAAGGCCAAGUCUUUCAAGAAAAACAGCUCAGAUUCUUGGAAGCUGACAGCUUUUCAAAAGCUAGAAUUCUCUGUCACAGACAUCCUGGAAUGUGUGAAAGAUGGAAAUGUAAUUGGCAGGGGAGGAGCUGGGAUUGUAUACCAUGGAAAAAUGCCAAAUGGGGUUGAAAUUGCAGUUAAAAAACUACUUGGUUUUGGCACCAAUAGCCAUGACCAUGGCUUUAGAGCAGAAAUUCAAACACUAGGCAACAUUAGACAUCGAAACAUCGUUAGAUUGCUUGCUUUCUGCUCUAACAAAGAAACCAAAUUGCUGGUUUAUGAAUACAUGAGAAAUGGAAGCUUAGGAGAAGCCUUACAUGGCAAAAAAGGUUCUUUCUUGACUUGGAAUUUGAGGUACAAAAUUGCCAUUGAGGCUGCUAAAGGCCUAUGCUACCUCCACCAUGAUUGCUCACCAUUGAUUGUUCAUCGAGAUGUAAAAUCCAAUAACAUUCUGUUGAAUUCGAGCUUCGAAGCACACGUAGCAGAUUUUGGAUUAGCAAAGUUCCUUGUUGAUGGGGGAGCAUCAGAAUGUAUGUCAGCAAUUGCAGGGUCUUAUGGCUACAUUGCACCUGAAUAUGCAUACACAUUGAAGGUGGAUGAGAAGAGUGACGUAUAUAGUUUUGGAGUUGUUCUCUUGGAGUUGCUAACAGGACGGCGGCCAGUGGGCGAUUUCGGUGAAGGGGUGGAUAUUGUACAAUGGAGCAAGAGCGUGACAAAUAAUCGGAGGGAAGAUGUGUUGCAAAUUGUUGAUUCAAGACUAACAAUGGUUCCCAAAGAUGAAGUAAUGCAUCUGUUUUUCAUCGCAAUGUUGUGUUGCCAAGAAAAUAGCAUUGAACGCCCCACUAUGAAAGAAAUAGUUCAAAUGUUGUCCGAAUUUCCUCUUCAAUCCUCAAAUUAUCAUUCUUCAUCGUCUUCUAUUGUCUCUCAACAAUUGAAAAUUGCGGAAAAAGAGAAAAUUCAUGCAAAACCCACACAAGAUCUUUUAGUUUAAGAGCUUGAAUAGUUCUUUUUUCCUUAGAAAUUUAAGGUGUCUUUUUAUUGGCUUGAUUUUUGUUAUAGCUUUUCUUUUUUGGUUCCUCUCUUUGUUGAUAUGCAAAGUAUAUUUUCUUUCUAAUUCAUGGGCUUAGAAUUAGGCAUAGGAGAUCUCGUGACCAUAUAGAUAUAGGAAUAAUUUGUGGGUUAGACUUCUUUUUUAAGGAGUGUUCUCUGUAGGUGGAGAGCUUGCAAGCUUUUACUAAUGGUUCAUGCAAGCUCUUUGUAUUAUAUAUAUAUAUAUAUAUACUC
Molecule: messenger RNA, 3530 nt
Organism: Manihot esculenta (cassava)
Lineage: Eukaryota; Viridiplantae; Streptophyta; Magnoliopsida; Malpighiales; Euphorbiaceae
Product: leucine-rich repeat receptor-like serine/threonine-protein kinase BAM3
Exons: 2
Coding region: 253-3237 (994 amino acids)
Biological process (GO): protein phosphorylation
Molecular function (GO): receptor serine/threonine kinase binding; ATP binding; protein kinase activity
Source: RefSeq, a predicted model, not a curated record